This is a messenger RNA of Sitodiplosis mosellana (orange wheat blossom midge), 4486 nucleotides long. RefSeq names its product mediator of RNA polymerase II transcription subunit 23 (gene MED23). The transcript is spliced from 18 exons. The record is from RefSeq and is a predicted model, not a curated record. Bases 208 to 4311 code for a protein of 1367 amino acids. NCBI's taxonomy places the organism in Eukaryota, Metazoa, Arthropoda, Insecta, Diptera, Cecidomyiidae. Gene Ontology annotation, biological process: regulation of transcription by RNA polymerase II; positive regulation of gene expression. Gene Ontology annotation, cellular component: mediator complex; transcription regulator complex.
CGAAACAUCGAAUAGGCGUCAGAGUGAGAUGGUCAUGUGUGUCUCAUGAGUUGACAUUGAAUAAGCGACGACGCACUUCGCCUGUGUUUGUGUCUGCGUGUAUAUGUAUGUGCCAUACAUACACACAUGUCGAACCCAUUGACAUUUCAGCGAACGGUGUGUAGUAAACAAGCAAAUUAAGUCGGCAUUCUCACAUAGUAGUUAGCAAUGGCUGCGACCGCAACAAACUCAGUUGAUUCCCAAAUUGAGGGCUUCGUACAAAAAAUACUGAAUGUCACAUUUUUGGAGGAGGCAUUCGGUUGUGUUAUUGUUCACCAGCCGAACACUGGAGCAACAAAGGUUCAGCAAUUGAGUGAGCAAAUGACCAAAAUUUUGUCGGGUUUGACAGCUGAUCAAAAGGAGAAUGCUCUUAGAAAUUAUAUACUCUUAGUUGCGGCCGAAUACAAAUUGGAUCAUUUGAAAUGGCUUUUUCAAGUCAUCAUACAACUGGUGAAUUCAAAUGUUAUCGGAGCCAGAAUGGCUUGCGAACAGGUUUUGUCAUGUGACCGAUUAGUCUAUCAGAAUAAGAAUUUUUGGAUCGAAUCGUUUGUGUUGGUACGAAAAAUAAUCAAUCUCGUGGAUUACAAGGGAGUGCGAGAAAUAAUGAAAGGAUGCCGUGAUAAGAUUCAGUCAUUCCCAUACAGUAUUAAUUUGAGCAUAAUGCCACAAAUGAAGGCUGUCGAAAGUGUCAUCGAAUACAUAUUCGAUCGAAAUACGUGUCUGUUGCCCGCCUAUUUUAUUGCCAAUGAAAUACAAAAAUCCGGCCCAUUACAUUGGAAAAUCUCACAAUUGACCUCUAGUUUUGUUGAAGAUUUUCGAAAUAUCGCACAAAUGGUAUCGAUCAUUGGACACGUACACAUGCUGCCGAUUGUUGAGCAUUUCGGCUACAAUGAAUCAUUGAUAAAUCCAUGGAAAUUGGAUUUGAACACAUUGAAAUUCACACAUCGAGGUAUUUUGCCAUACGAUCCGGAAUUGUAUCAACCGCAAAAGAAUCUACUGCGAUACGUGCUUGAACAACCAUAUUCGAAAGAUAUGGUAUCGUCGAUGCUCAAUUUACCCAAACCGAAUAAACAACACAUCGCAGCGAUUGAAGAGCAAUUGGUCUGGCUGAUUAUUUCGGCGAUGGAGCGCACAGAAGAAGAGCCAAACAAACCCAAUGAAAAUGAUGACAGUUUUACCAGCAUACACUGGCUUUGGGCACACAUUUCCUCACAGUUGAUCUAUUUUGUUUUACUGCAAUAUGCUAGCUUCCCAAAUAUUGUCAGCACGUUACACGAAAAGUUGGCAGUGAAAAAUCUGAGGAAAGGUCGAGACUAUUUAAUGUGGUCUCUGCUACAGUUCAUCUCAGGCAGUAUACAACGUAAUCCAGUAUCCAAUUUCAUGUCAGUUCUUAGUCUAUUUGAUAUGCUUUAUCCGGAGAAAGAGCCAUUGCCAGUACCUGAUUGCACAAAGACUUAUGCAACACGACAGAUGGCACCAACAUUCAUAUGGAUUCAUUUGGAGAAAAAGGCUAAAUCGGAUCGCAUCAACUUGCAUCGUGACGUACCAAAUUCGCUGAAGAAACACCAUGAGUUCUUGAAGCAUUUGAUGAUGACGAAUAAUCCAUUGACAAUGGGUUCCGAUUUCACCAUAGUUUUGCUAUGCAAUGCAUACUCAACGAAUCCUGAUUAUUUCACCAGACCAAUGGCCGCACUGUUCGAAACGAUCAACAAAACUCCCGUGGGAGCAACACAACCAACGGUACCUUUAUCGAUGGUUACACUGGAUAGCUUGACGGUACAUGCAAAAAUGUCACUCAUCCACAGCAUUGUAUCACACAUAAUAAAAGCGGCACAGUCAAAGAAUACCGUUCCAGUUGGUUCGAAUAUGGCACCAGCUUUGGUCGAAACGUAUUCUCGAUUGCUUGUUUACACAGAAAUCGAGUCGCUGGGCAUCAAAGGUUUUCUGAGUCAACUGUUGCCGACAGUGUUUAAGUCGCAGGCUUGGGGAAUAUUGCAUACAUUGCUCGAAAUGCUCUCCUUCCGAAUGCAUCACAUCCAAUCAUUCUAUCGCGUUCAAUUUCUGAGUCAUUUGCAUUCAUUGGCCUCUGUACCGCAUACAAAUCAAACGCAGAUUCAUCUUUGUGUCGAAUCAACGGCACUGCGUCUAAUUACGGGCAUGGGAUCAGCCGAAGUACAACCGCAACUGUCGAGAUAUUUCACCGAUUCAAAAAUCCCCGGUAGUGUUGUGUCGACGGAGAGUGAGGAAUUGAAUCGAGCUCUUAUUUUAACCGUUGCUCAUGCGAUGCACAUUACCGGAUCCGGUGUUGAGGAUCAAUCGAAUGCCUGGUGUAAAGAGUUACUUUCAGCAAUUAUGCAGCACACACCACAUUCAUGGGCACCGCACACACUGCAAUGCUUCCCGCCCAUUUUGAAUUCGUUCUUUACACAGAACACAAUACCCAAGGAGAAUAAACAACUGUUGAAGAAGUGCGUCGAUGAUGAGUAUCGCAAUUGGGCUCAAAUGACCAAUGAAAAUGAUGUCAUCACCCAUUUUACUACGCCGGGAACACCGCCACUGUUCUUGUGUGUGCUCAUCAAAAUGAUUCUGGAAACUGACAGCAUCAAUUCCGUGGCAUACAAAGUGUUGGAACGAAUCGGAGCACGAGCAUUGUCGGCCCAUCUACGAAAAUUAUGCGAUUACCUUGCGUUCGAGUUCACCAUAUGCGGACAAAAUAAUUUGAACAUUAGCAAACUUAUUGAUGCCGUUAACAGUUUGAUGUGGAAAUACAAUGUCGUAACACUCGAUCGACUUGUUUUAUGUUUGGCAAUUCGAACACAAGAAGGAAACGAGGCACAAGUCUGUUUCUAUAUCAUUCAAUUGCUACUACUAAAGUCAAAUGAAUUCCGAAAUCAAGUGGUGGAUUUCGUAAGGGAAAAUUCACCCGAUCAUUGGAAACAAAGCAACUGGCAUGAGAAACAUAUUGCAUUUCAUCAGAAAUACCGUGAAAAAUUCUCACCCGAUGAAUCGGUUACACACAACCAAUUGCCGGUGUAUUUCGGAAAUUUGUGCCUGCGUUUUCUACCCGUUCUCGAUAUUGUAAUCCAUCGAUUUUUGGAAGUGCCCAUUAAUAAUGUGAACAAAUCUCUCGAAAGUAUAUUGAGUCAUUAUGGCUGCCUCUACAAAUUUCACGAUCGUCCUGUAACUUAUUUGUACAAUACGUUGCACUUCUAUGAGCGAAAACUUCGUGAUCGACCCGCUUUAAAAAAAUACUUGGUUAACGCGAUAAUUGGUUCACUUUCUGAUAUUCGGCCAGCGAAUUGGGUGCUCAGUGAGCAAUAUCAAACAUAUGUUCAAAAAGCCGAUAGUGAGGAAGUGCAUUGGCAACCGGAUAUUUCAUAUUACACAUCUCAUGUUCGACGUAUCGCUGACACAAUUUCUGGUAAAAAUGUGUUCUACAUGAGUGAUUGGCGUUUUAAUGAGUUCCCCAAUGCUCCGGCACACGCAUUGUAUGUGACAUGUGUUGAGCUGUUGAGUUUGCCAGUGAGCCCAACGGUUGUGGCCAACAAUAUCAUCGAUGUGAUUGUGAAGGGAUACACCGUUAUAUCGCCCAAUGAAAUUCAUGGUUGGAUCAAUGUGGUUGGAUUGUUGUUGACAGCUCUGCCAAAAUGUUACUGGAGCGUCAUUUAUGAUCGGCUGCAAGAGGUCUUGAAAUCCGAUAAAAUGACGGAAUGGCCCUAUCGAUUCUCUCCAUUCGAAAUGUUCAAUUUCAAGAGCGUCUUUGAAGCUAUGAUCGAACGAAAAUACGUCUUACUUCUGGCCGUUGCUCAUUCAAUUUUGCACCAUUCGAGCAUCGGACAAAUGGUUACAAUUGCUGAUUGCAUCAAAGAAAAACUAAAACCAUACGUACUGAAAGAACAUCAAUUGAUUUACGUCUGUCACUUAUUUGGGCCAUUUAUGCUGCGACUUGACCAGGAACGACCGCGCCUCGGCUAUGAUUUGACCAAUCUUUUGUACGAGCUCUUAGAACAAGUUGACAAAAAUCAUGGCACCGAACCGCUGAAAUACAUGGAUUCUAUUUGUGAUUUGCUAUAUCAUAUCAAGUACAUGUUCGUGGGUGACAUGCUCAAAAAUGAAACAGAAGUGAUAAUUCGAAAAUUACGCCCUGAACUACAAAUGCGCCUUCGAUUCAUUAGUCACUUGAGUGUGGACGAAAUUUCAGCAUCUUCUGGCCAAAAGAAUGUACCAUCUGUGGAGAGCAAAACACAAAUAGCGCCACCGCUUAAGACCUAAAACUUUGAAAGUGAUAUUUUUUCCUGACGAAAAUAAUGAAGCUUGCAAUGCUUGCAUUAAUAAUUUAGUACAAAAGAUAAGGAGUUUGUUAAAGUGUCCUAUACUUCAUUCUGUUUGUUCUUGUGAAAAAGCAUUUCCAAUAUUCAAUAAAAAAAACACGUAAUUAUUAACACAA